AUGAAAGCAAGUAAUGAAGCUGCAUAUGUUGUCUGUAUCUCUCCAAAACAAUAUACAUCUCAGAAGAUUUACUUUUUGUGUAAAGAAUGGAUAUGUAAGGAAUCGGAAGCAAAUGGAAUUAGUCCAACUGGUUUUAUACAAUAUGUAAAUGAUUAUAUUUUACCAGAGUGCAUAGGAGGGUUUCAAAAAAAAAUUUGUUUGCAAAUAGUGGAAAGGUGGUUAGAUAUUUUAGGAUGUAAAUGUAGGGAAUAUAAAAAGAGGAUAUAUUUUGAUGGACAUGAGCGAGAGGACGUUGUAGUAUAUCGAAGUGUGUUUUUAGAUAGGUUAAGAACAUUAGAGCAGAGAAUAGCAAUAUAUGAGGGAGAAUCAAUGAUAAAAGUUCUAUCAGUACUUAAUAAAGAGGAACAAGAAUUAGUUUUUGUAACCCAUGAUAAAUGUAUAUUUUAUUCAAAUAAUGGAAAAAAAAGAAUUUGGGUACAUGAUGAUGAGAUGCCUUUACGAAAAAAAGGAAAUAGAAGGUCAAUAAUGGUAAGCAAAUUUCUAACAGAAGAAUGUGGUCAGUUAAAAUUGACUGAUGAGGAGAUAGAAAUGUACCCAGAUGUUCUUGCAGAGGCUCGUUGUUAUUUCAUGCCUGGUAAAAAUCAAGAAAGCUAUUGGAUGGUUGACCAUUUAUUAGACCAAAUAAGAAAUAAAGUAAUUCCUAUAUUUGAAGCAAAGUUUCCCAAUGCAACUGCUGUCUUUGCCUUUGAUAACAGCACCAACCAUGCAGCAUAUGCAAAGGAUAUCUUUAUCACAUCAAGAAUAAAUUUAGGAUCUGAGGGGAACCAACCAGUAAUGUGA
Messenger RNA from Cetraspora pellucida, 840 nucleotides. The record is from the annotation of a GenBank genome assembly. NCBI's taxonomy places the organism in Eukaryota, Fungi, Glomeromycota, Glomeromycetes, Diversisporales, Gigasporaceae.